AUGAACAUCCACUCGUUCCCGUAUUCCAGCGCGCCGCUGAAGACCAUCCAGGAGAUCCAGUUUGGUCUCUUCUCGCCCGAGGAAAUCAAGAACAUGAGUGUCUGUCACAUCGAGUACCCCGAAACCAUGGAUGAGCAACGAAUGCGCCCGCGAGAGAAAGGAUUGAACGACCCCAAGCUGGGUUCCAUCGACCGCUCGGUGGCCUGCGGUACUUGCGGUGAAGACAUGCUCGAGUGUCCUGGUCAUUUUGGUCAUAUUGAGCUUGCCGUGCCUGUCUUCCACGUCGGUUUCGUAACAAAGAUCAAGAAGAUUCUGGAGUCCGUCUGUCACAACUGUGGCAAAGUCUUGCUUGAUGAAAGCGUACCCGCCUUUGCCCAAGCCGUCCGCCUAAGAGAUCCCAAGCGCCGUUUCGACGCUAUCCACAGAUUGUGCAAAGCCAAGACGACCUGUGACCCCGAUGAGGCGCCCGAAGAUGGCGAAGACCCCAAAGACGCACUGAAGAAGGGCAAGCGAUCACAUGGCGGUUGCGGUAACCUGCAACCCACCAUCCGCAAGGACGGUCUCAAGCUUACCGGUACCUGGACCUACCCCAAGGAUGCAGACUCGGAGCAAAAGCAGGACAAGAAGCUCAUCACACCUCAAAUGGCUCUCAACGUCUUCCGCAACAUCUCGACAUACGACCUGGCCAGAAUGGGUCUCAAUGCAGACUACGCUCGUCCUGAAUGGAUGAUCCUGACUGUUCUACCUGUCCCACCGCCCGCAGUUCGCCCCAGUGUUUCGGUAGACGGUACCAACCAGGGCAUGCGCUCUGAGGAUGAUUUGACCUUCAAACUUAGUGAUAUUAUUCGCGCCAACGCCAAUGUCCGCAAGUGCGAACUCGAGGGCUCACCACACCACGUUAUUGCAGAGUUCGAGGCAUUGCUGCAAUUCCACGUCGCCACAUACAUGGACAACGACAUUGCAGGACAGCCCAAGGCCCUCCAAAAGUCGGGUAGACCUGUCAAGGCUAUUCGUGCGCGCCUGAAGUCCAAGGAGGGUCGUCUCCGUGGUAACCUUAUGGGCAAACGUGUCGACUUCUCGGCCCGCACUGUCAUCACUGGUGAUCCCAACCUGUCUCUGGACGAAGUCGGUGUUCCCAGGAGUACCGCCCGCAUCCUCACCUUCCCUGAAACUGUCAACGCUUUUAACAUCGACAAGCUGCAACAACUCGUUCGAAACGGUCCCAAUGAACAUCCCGGAGCAAAGUAUGUCAUCAGAGAUACUGGCGAGCGUAUUGACUUGCGCCAUCACAAGCGCGCUGGUGAGAUUCAACUGCAGUAUGGCUACAAAGUCGAGAGGCAUAUUGUUGACGGUGAUGUCAUUAUCUUCAACCGUCAACCUUCGCUGCACAAAGAGUCCAUGAUGGGUCACAGAGUCCGCGUUAUGCCUUACUCUACUUUCCGAAUGAACCUUUCCGUCACCUCGCCCUACAACGCCGAUUUCGAUGGUGAUGAGAUGAACUUGCACGUUCCUCAAAGUCACGAAACUCGCUCAGAAGUCGUCAAUCUCUGCAUGGUUCCCCUCAACAUCGUCUCCCCUCAGCGAAACGGUCCUUUGAUGGGUAUCGUGCAGGACACGCUCUGUGGUAUCUACAAGAUGUGCCGCCGUGACGUCUUCCUUGACAAGGAGCAUGUCAUGAACAUCCUUAUGUGGGUACCGGAUUGGGACGGUAUCAUUCCUCCCCCUGCCAUAGUCAAGCCUCGCCCACGCUGGACUGGCAAGCAAAUUGUCAGUCUGAUCGUUCCCGCUGGUCUCAACCUAGUCCGCAGCGACUCAGAGGGCAUGCACCCGCUCAACGACAACGGACUGAUGGUACACGGCGGUGAGCUGAUGUACGGUCUGUUCAGCAAGAAGUCUGUUGGUGCCAGCGGAGGUGGUAUCAUCCACAUUGUUUUCAACGAGAAGGGCUGGGAGGCCACUGUCAACUUUUUCAAUGGUGCUCAGCGUGUCGUCAACCACUGGUUGCUUCACAACGGUUUCAGUAUCGGCAUCGGUGACACGGUUCCUGAUGAGGCGACCGCCGAGGCCAUCACAGACGCAGUCAACGAGCAGAAGGCCGAGGUUGCCAUCAUUACCCAAGCUGCUACCGCCAACGAGCUGGAAGCUCUUCCUGGUAUGAACGUGCGUGAGACGUUUGAGAGCAGAGUCUCAAAGGCUUUGAACAGCGCUCGUGACAACGCUGGUGAUCGUACCGAGAAGAGUUUGAAGGAUUUGAACAACGCCAUUCAAAUGGCCCGUUCAGGAUCCAAGGGUUCGGCGAUCAACAUUUCGCAGAUGACCGCUGUCGUCGGUCAACAAUCAGUUGAAGGAAAGCGUAUUCCCUUCGGUUUCAAGUAUAGGUCGCUGCCUCACUUCACCAAGGACGAUUACUCUCCCGAGUCUCGUGGUUUCGUCGAAAACUCAUACCUUCGUGGUUUGACACCCUCAGAAUUCUUCUUCCACGCCAUGGCUGGUCGUGAAGGUCUGAUUGAUACCGCUGUCAAGACCGCCGAAACUGGUUACAUCCAGCGUCGUCUCGUAAAGGCACUUGAAGAAGUCAUGGCCAAGUACGACGGUACCGUCCGUAACUCCCUAGGCGACGUUGUGCAGUUCGUGUACGGAGAAGAUGGCCUUGAUGCCGUCCACAUUGAAGGUCAGAAGCUGGACAUCAUUAACUGCUCUGACAGUCAAUUCGAGAAGAAAUUCCGCAUUGACGUCAUGGACCCCAAGAUGUCGCUCUCCCCUGACAUCCUAGACCAAGCACACGAGAUUGCUGGCGAUGUCGAAGUUCAGCGUCAUCUCGACGCAGAGUACGAGGCAUUAUUAGCCGACAGAGCCCAGUUGAGAGAUGGUCGCACCGACGACGAAGAGACUCACCAGCUCCCUCUUAAUAUCACUCGUAUCAUUGAGAGUGCAAAGACCAGAUUCCGCAUCAAGGACGGUGCACGCAGUGAUCUUCACCCGUCUGAGGUCAUUCCCAAGGUCCAGAACUUGCUCGAUCAGAUCGUUGUUGUUCGUGGUGAUGACCCUCUCUCACAAGAAGCACAAUACAACGCAACUAUCCUUUUCAAGGCUCUCUUGAGAUCACGUCUCGCAUUCAAGCGCCUGGUCAAGGAGUACUCUUUGAACAAACUUGCUCUUGACAACAUCCUUGGUGACAUCUUGAACAGAUUCUCAAGAGCUCUCGUCAGUCCUGGUGAGAUGGUCGGUGUCUUGGCAGCACAGUCCAUUGGAGAGCCUGCAACUCAGAUGACGCUCAACACUUUCCAUUUCGCUGGUGUCUCGUCAAAGAACGUCACUCUUGGUGUGCCUCGUCUGAAGGAAAUCCUGAACGUCGCUACCAACAUCAAGACACCAUCCAUGACCGUCUACCAAUCCGAAGAGAACCGCCUUGAUCAAGAAGCAUGCAAGAGACUCCGCAGUCUUGUUGAGUACACCAGUUUGCGCUCAAUCACCGAGAAGACUGAGAUUUGGUACGACCCUGAUUUCCAAACUACUGUCGUUGAACAAGACAGAGACAUGGUCGAAUCUUACUUCAUCAUUCCUGAAGAGAAUGCAGAAAAUCCCGAGAUGUACUCGAAGUGGCUGCUACGUAUUGUCCUUGGUCGUAGACAACUGCUGGACAAGGGCCUUUCCGUUGCUGAUGUCGCUGCCGCCAUAAGAAAUGUCUACCAACACGAAAUCUCCAUCAUUUUCAGUGACGACAACGCCGAUGAGCUUGUUGUUCGCUGCAGAGCUUCGAACUCGAUCAUGGAAUCCAAGGAAGACGAGAACACAGAUCUUGAGGCUGACCUUGUCGUUCAAAGACUGGAAGCUCAUCUCUUGGAUGACACCAAGCUUCGUGGCGUCAAACAUGUCGAACGUGCGUUCGUCAACUUCAAGGAGCGUCUGCGUGUUAAGGAAGACGGCGGCCUCACCAUGUCCAAGAGUGAUCCGCUUUGUAAGGAAUGGUUCCUGGACACCAGUGGAACUGCUCUUAAGGAAGUCCUUACCGUUGAAGGUACCGACCCUACUCGCACAUACACUAACCACUUCAUCGACAUCUUCAGCGUCUUCGGUAUUGAGGCCACCAGAUCGGCUUUGAUGAGAGAACUGAAACAGGUGCUGUCCUUUGACGGUUCUUACGUUAACCACCGUCAUCUUGCCCUUCUGGUAGACAUCAUGACAGCUCGCGGUAACCUCAUGGCCGUCACUCGUCACGGUAUCAACCGCGCUGACACUGGUGCGCUGAUGCGUUGUUCGUUCGAAGAGACUGUUGAGAUUCUGUUCGAGGCCGCUUCUUCUGGUGAGCUCGAUGAUUGCCGUGGUGUUUCCGAAAACAUCAUUCUUGGUCAACUUGCUCCCUCGGGAACUGGUGAGUUUGAUGUUCUCCUGGAUCAGCAGAUGCUCAGCACUGUUGUGUCUCGUCACCAUGGAAUGGGAGCUGGUACCCAAGCUGGUGCUGCUCCUCUUGAUGGCGCUAUGACCCCCUACGACAUGGGCUCCCCUCUUGCUGAAGGUGAUUACGGCGCUGCCGACUAUGGCGCCUCGUUCUCUCCUAUGGUUCAAGCAGGCGGCGAUGAGAUGGGUGGCUUCUCUGCCUACCAAGGCGGUAGCUUCAGUCCUUACAGUGGUGGUCAGAGUCCUGGUUACGCACCAACCAGCCCCUUCAGCAUGGGCACAAGCCCUUCAUCUCCAGGCUAUGCCUCGCCUUCCUCGCCUGGCUACUCGCCCAGAUCACCUGGCGCCGCUCUCGGCAGUCCUGGCUAUGGCAUGGGAUCUCCUGCGAGCCCAGCAUACAACCCCACAUCGCCUACCUACUCGCCUACAUCGCCUGCAUACGGCAAGGGUUCUCCCACCUCUCCGUCGUAUUCUCCCACAUCUCCCAGUUACUCGCCGACUUCGCCCAGCUACUCGCCUACGUCGCCGAGUUACUCUCCAACCUCCCCAUCUUACAGCCCCACUUCUCCCGCUCACAGAUCUGGUCCUUCUCCCACUUCUCCUCGCUACAGCCCUACCUCCCCGGCCUACUCACCUACCUCACCCGCGUACAGCCCAACCAGUCCUUCUUACAACCCUGGAGGAGCCUCGCACUCGCCUACGUCGCCUAGCUACAGCCCGACAUCGCCAGUGUACAGUCCUACCAGCCCGGCACAGCAAGGAUACUCGCCCACGUCGCCGCAGUACACCCCCAACUCUCCGGGUCAAGCUUCUCCCAAGUACUCCCCUACUAGCCCCAAGUACUCACCAAACUCGCCUGGCCAAUAA
Aureobasidium pullulans EXF-150 is the source of this 5265-nucleotide messenger RNA. Its product is annotated as putative DNA-dependent RNA polymerase II largest subunit. The record is from RefSeq and is a predicted model, not a curated record. The coding region runs from base 1 to 5265 and encodes 1754 amino acids. Gene Ontology annotation, molecular function: DNA binding. Gene Ontology annotation, biological process: transcription by RNA polymerase II. Lineage: Eukaryota; Fungi; Ascomycota; Dothideomycetes; Dothideales; Saccotheciaceae. The transcript is spliced from 4 exons. Gene Ontology annotation, cellular component: RNA polymerase II, core complex.